Molecule: messenger RNA, 1541 nt
Organism: Paramecium octaurelia
Lineage: Eukaryota; Ciliophora; Oligohymenophorea; Peniculida; Parameciidae
Source: the annotation of a GenBank genome assembly
AUGAAAUUACAAUAAUUUAGAGAACCUAUUGACCAAAAUUAAUCUAAAUUAUAAUAUCGUUUCUUAUCAUAACCUUACUCACGCAUUCACUUUACUAAGUAAUCAUUAAAAUUACCUUAACUUUAUUUUCUAUAUAUGAGAAAUCUGAUCUUAAAUAGUUUGUUUCAAAAAUAAGGCAGAUUUACAACAUUAAUGGCAAGUUUAAGUAAUGAUGUAAAUCACAGUAAAAAAAAUGAAUUAAUCGUAUUAAAGAGAGAGCGAAUAAUUUAUACAAAGUUAGGAAAUCAAAAAAGUAAAAUAAAAGUAUAUGUAAACAAGCAGUUCUUGAGAGGAUGCAUGUUUCUACCUUAUUUAACAUUUUGGCUCAGAAUCCUUAGCUAAACUUUCUUAAUUAAAUGGUUAAUUCUUAAUAACAAGAAAUUAAGAGAAUUAUAGUGAGCUCUAUUUUGACCACCGUAAUGGGAUAAAAUUUCAAUAUCUUCAGUUGCUUCAAAGAUAGAGUCAAUACAACCAAUGAUUUGAAAGAUAGUUUAUGUUAGUUCAUUUUAAAUGGAUUGGUCCAUGCUUGUGAUAUUUCAAAUUACAUGAUUGAAGUGGGAUUCAUAUAUAAAAUGGUCAUUUUGUUAACUAAAGAAUUUUAAGAUUAAGUAUAUCAAUCUUUUAUUUUAGACUUUAAAAGAGGCAGCAAAAAGAUUGGAUGUAACAACAAUGCUGAAAUAUAGGAUAAAAUUACCUUCUAUUAUAGCGAAACAUUUUUCUUAAGUAAUUUUUUAUAUCUAGUUCUUAGAUACAUUUGUAUUGCCAUAAUCGUAAAUGAUUGCAGCAUUGAAAACAAGUUUCCUCGAUUUGCCUAGAGAAGUUAAGAGAAGUCUGGAGAUCUUGGAAGAAGAGAAAAAGAAGAUAAGCAAUUGAUUUUAGUUAUAUUAAUAAAUAUCCAAAAUAAUAUGAAGAAGGCAGUAAAGGAGGCUGAGAGAAUAUCAUCUAAAAUAUCAUCUCCCAUGAUCGUUGAUCUAUUUGAAUCUUAGGGAUCAGGUCUAAUGCCAUACUUAAAGAAUGCAUUGAAAACUAGAUUAGCAUUGAAUUAAGCAGAAUCUUGUUUCAUCGGUAUUAGGAGUCUCAAAGUUAUUUAGAUUUUAAAAGAAGUUAGUUUCCAUUGUUCGCAAAGGAUAGAUAUUUCGAAUUCUUAGAAGCCUAUAAUAGAAAGAGCAAAGUAGAUUUAAUUAGAUUAUUGUCUGUUCCAUUAUAUGAUGUAUUGCAUUAUUUAAUUGUUAGAUUGUUAAAGCUAGUCUAAAGGACAAUAAACCCUUGCCUUUUAAAUUAUAUAAAGAGAUGACUGAUGCCUAAAUGGUUUAGGCUAGAUUAUUUUCAUAAAAGAAGAUGGCACUGCAAUCAUCAUAAACAUGGCAUCAAAUUACUGUUAAAUUUAAUUUUAUAGAUCCAGAAACUAAGAAGGAUGUUGUAAAAUACAAUGUUCUAGAAAGAAGAGAAUCAGAUAGUUCUGAGAAGGAUUGGCGUAUAUGUAAAUUAGAUUGAUUUAAAAC